CAGAUGAAAUGGACCAGGGCCCCCCAGCACGCUCUGAGUAUCAGGUCUCAGGGAUCCGAACUCCCCCUGUGAGGAGAAACAGCAGGCUGGCCACUCUGGGCAGGAUCUUCAAGCCCUGGAAAUGGAGGAAAAAGAAAAACGAGAAGCUGAAGCAGACGACGUCGGCGCUGGAGAAGAAGAUGGCUGGCAGGCAGGGCCGGGAGGAACUCAUCAAACAGGGGCUUCUGGAGAUGAUGGAGCAGGAUGCUGAAAACAAACCAUGUGGCCCGGAUGGAGGCCCCCGACCUGCACAGAGCGAGCAGUCCACUGCCAAGCAGGAGACACUGACGUCGGAAGAUGUCCAGCCAGGAAGCCCCUCAGCCACCAGGACAGACCAGGCCUCCAUGGAUGAGCCGCUGUCCUCAGAUGUCCAUUUGGAUGAUGCAGCCAAGAUACCAUCUGCGUCUUGUGGGGAAGAAGCUGACGCCGGCGGCCUCCUGCCCACCACUGAUGAGCUCUCUGAAGCCUUAGCCGGCACUGACUCUCUGGACUGUCCUCCCAGACCCCUGGAGAGAUCCUCGGGCCAUCUCCCCAGUCCCCCGCUGCUGCCCACCCCACCACCCAAGGCAAGCUGCAAACCCACAAAAACUGUCACAGGCCAAGCCACGCUCUUCCAAGGCCCCAGCAUGAAGAGCACGGACCCACCUCUCCGAGGACAGAUUUCCACUCCCACGGGGUCUCCGCAUCUCACCACUGUCCACCGGCCGCUGCCCCCCAGCCGCGUGAUCGAAGAACUGCACAGAGCACUGGCCACAAAACACCGUCAGGACAGUUUUCAAGGACGGGAAAGCAAAGGAUCCCCAAAGAAGCGGGUGGAUGUCCGUCUGUCAAGAACGUCCAGCAUGGAACGAGGCAAGGAGAGGGAGGAGGCGUGGAGCUUUGAUGGAGUCUUGGAGAACAAGAGGACUGCAGCUAAGGAGUCUGAGGAGAAUAAGGAGAACUUGGUCCUGAAUUCCGAGCUCAAGGAUGACUUGCUUUUGUAUCAGGAUGAAGAAGCACUUAACGACUCCAUCAUCUCUGGAACACUUCCGAGGAAAUGCAAGAAGGAGCUGCUGGCAGUGAAGCUGAGGAACCGGCCAAGCAAGCAGGAGCUGGAGGACAGGAACAUCUUCCCCAGGAGGACAGACGAGGAGCGGCAGGAGAUUCGGCAGCAGAUCGAGAUGAAGCUCUCCAA
Molecule: messenger RNA, 1213 nt
Organism: Castor canadensis (American beaver)
Lineage: Eukaryota; Metazoa; Chordata; Mammalia; Rodentia; Castoridae
Source: RefSeq, a predicted model, not a curated record